AUGGCACAAACAUUCUCUUUAACGUUAACACCAUCAAUACAGCGAACGUUUCUCAUCUUAUUGAAUGUUGUGUUCUGGUGUUAUCCUGCAAAUGGGCGAAUAUUACACGAUAUCCAUUAUAAUACAGCUCUUAACAAUACAAGUUUGAAAACCUGUCAACACAUCUAUGGAAAUCUCACGCUUCAGGAAUUGGCAAGAUGUAAGUUAGAGUUAUAAACCGAGGAGGAGGUUUAUAACUUUAUAACUGAUAUAUUGCCCCCGAGGACGCGCAGGCCCCGAGGACGCGCAGCGUCCGAGGGCAAUAUAUCAGUUAUAAUUAAACCGACUUUCGAGGUUUAUAACUAACUUAUAUCUCAUUUGUGGAGGUUUUCUAACAUAUUUUGUCAUUUUCAAAAAUUUUUGAUGAAAAAUUUCGCGUUUUGUCGAAAAGUUUGAUGCAAUUAUUUAUUCAAGGUAUAUUAGCUAGUUAUAAACCUCGGACGAUCAAAGACAACCGACACAAAUGAGAUAUAAGUACGUAUCUUUACUAAGGGUUGUGGCCUGGAAACCAACUUAACUGAAUUUAAAGUGAACUAUUUGGCCAACAGUGUUGAGGACCGUGAGAUUAUAUUAGAGACCUUAAGAUUGACGUUUACGGCAAACGUCAAACCGCUAGCGAAGUUUUUGAUUUUACAACUCUAUUAUUAUAGCUUUUACACCAGUUUUGAAAUAUGUUAAACUUAUUAAACUUGUGCUCUUUAGCAAUGAUUUAAGAAAGCAAAUUAACCACUAGUCAUGCCAUUCACCAAAGCAAUAAAUUAAGAUUUGGCGUUUGAAGUUGACGUUUGGCGUAUAAAUUUCAUGUUGGAACUGCUACGAGGGCUUGUAGUCGUUAAAGCAUGAAAUUUAUACGCCAAACGUCAACUUCAAACGCCAAAUCUUAAUUUAUUGCUUUGGUGAAUGGCAUGACUAGUGGUUAAUUUGCUUUCUUAAAUCAUUGCUAAAGAGCACAAGUUUAAUAAGUUUAACAUAUUUCAAAACUGGUGUAAAAGGAAUAAUAAUAGAGUUGUAAAAUCAAAAACCGCGCUAGCGGUUUGACGUUUGCCGUAAACGUCAAUCUUAAGGUCUCUAAUAACCAGAUCAGCUCCAAAUAAGGCAGAUACAGAUAGUCUGCAGAGAGAAAAUCUCUCGAGCAUUAAUCGUGAAUAACAAACUCUCUUACCCUCCGAAACCUUUUUCAACUGCAAUGUAAAUCUGUCAAUGCUUUUGUAAUGUUUACUGUAUACGUGACAGUAAUGCAGUAAUGUUUUAAAUAGUUACUGUACUUAAAAAUCUCAUUGAUAAUUCAGGAGGAAAACACAAAGAAAAAUCAUAAGCGUGUCGUAUCGUUACAUGUGAUAAAAAAUCAUGUUCAUUUACAUAAACUUUAGCUUUGAUUUUCUCGGUUUAAACAAAGUUUAUUUUAAAAUGGACUCAUAUAUGAUGAGUCGUUUUUUAAGCCAUUUAAAGCACUUGUAUAGUCGUGUUUAUAAAACACUCCUACGCGAGCUUUAAAUAGUACUAAAGUAUUAAACUAAACCGCGAAACUAAAACAACCUAAAUUGAAACAUAUGUAGCCUAUCGAAGGGAAAAUGGCCGUGAAACUCAUUAGAAUAACAAUAUAACUCAUUAUCUAUGUUAGUCAACGUUUAUUCAUAUAUCUGGUCCUUCACCGUCACGUGCGUGUUGUAUUUUUACCCAACUAACCAAUAGCAAUGUUUUAGAAAAGUUACCUAUCCGUGACUCGUACUAGAAAUUGUAAAUUGGUGGAUUUGGCAAAAAUACAAUACGCACGUGAAGGUGAAGGUGAAGGACCAAAUUUAUGAAUAAACGUUGACUAACAUAGAUAAUGAGUAAUAUUAUAAGUUAUUCUAAUGAGUAUCAUAGCCAUCUUCCCCUCGAUAGGCCAAGAUUGAACUCCCCUUAAUUAAGGUGGCAAAUUAAGUCGCAAUGUCAAAUUGUCUUUCGAGAUGCGGAGAAAGUGGAACCCGCUUCUAUAAUUACCUUGCAGACCGCAAAAGCAACUUGCAUUCCUUCAUAACAUCUGAUUGUAAUUUGAAAUUGAAUUGCCUAUGUCCCAAGUACACUCAUGGUCGUCAUUUCUUCAUUCAACAGUUGCUGACGCCAGUGGGAAACCAAGCAGCGGCAUUUACGGUGGCAACACUUUAUGGUAUGGAUCAUACAGUGAAUGUCAGCAACUACCCGACUCUCGCUACUGUUUGACAAUGUUUCCUGGAAGUAUGUCCUUGGUCCGGAAUAACAGCCAGGUAUAAGAAUGAAUAAGUAUAAAAAUGCCCAACGUUACUCAUGGCAAGAAAUAAUGGACAUGCAUGCGCACAUGCAAUGCUUGCUUGGAAAGGUUUAUAAGAAGAUGUGAGAUUUAUAGGAGCUACAAUAGGAAAAUGGAAAGACAUGUUUAUAACACGUUCAAUUUUGGAGUUAACUUAUUUGUUUGAAAGUUAAAUCCGAUAAAAUGUUUUAUACAACAACCAUUAUUAUUGGAAAAUAUUUGAACAGCAUUUUAAUUUUUUUAACAUUAACAUUGCCCACUUUUGACAAUAAUUUAAUUAUACUCAAAUUGAUGCAAAUUACACACAACCAUACUUAAUUAAACAAAUGGAGAAAAGAAUAAACUUUACAGAAUGUGGUAAUAAUCUUUUAGUUGAUCCUUUAUGAUUUUAAUUAAUUCUUUUUUCCGGGUAUACAAAGGCAUGUGUGUCUGCAUGGAGACGUUUUGAAUGAAUCAUUAAAUCAUCAAUGAUUUUUCAAUUUUUUAAAAUUUACACAAAUACCCAAUUAUACAGGAUGAGUAAAAAAACCCUGAUACCUUCGCGGCUAAUUUGAACAACAAAGGUGUCAGUUUUUUUACUCACCCUGUAUAGGAAGCCCAAAAAAUAAAUAAAUAAACUCGCCCAAUUCCUCUGACAUUUGUCCAGCGCCACAAGCACUCAAGGAAAAGCAAUGUUAUAAAUAGACAUGCAUUUGGUGCUUUCUGCACGUAUUUCAGGGCUGCCUCUGGUGGAACAGACAGUGGCGUAACCAGUCCAACAAUUUAGUCCCGCUAUGCAAAUUCAAAAUGUUAUUAUUAUCAUUAUUCAUUUCCUUACAAAUUGAUUGUUCUCACAGUACUAGUCAAUGAACACGAAAAUAUUUGCAUAGCACGCAAGACCAAAUCGUCGAGCUGGCUACGCUACUGGGCACAGAAACCUCGUGCUAUAGUAUUUUAAUUGUUUCUUUCAACGAACAAAACCUUAAUUGUGCAUAUAUGUAAUUCGCUAUUCAAUUUUUAAUCCUACAAGCAACUGACUGUGAGUCACCCCUAUUCUCUCUUGGUCAAUGAACGAAACUGCACUAGUCUUCAUUAAUUAAAGAAUAGUUUAAAGUAAAGGACACCACAAAAAUAAACUUUUUAGACCUAUAACAUGGAGUGGGGUGUGUGUAUGCCAGAUGUUUGCACCAAUGAAGAUGUCAGAAAAAACUUCGAAUUUCUGUUCAAAAAUGGUGAGCAUGAAUAUACAUCCUUGUCUUAUUGCAUGAUAUAUGAAAGUUGCUUUGGGUCCAUGAAAUAUUUAUGUACUAACAAUUUAGGAAUAUAUCUGGAAAUAUCAAUAUUUUGAAAACAUCAUUUUAGUAGAAUUGAAUAUAAAUUGGUUGUAAUUAGUAGAUGGGAUUUUUUAAUUAAAAUUUGCUACUAAAAGUAUACAUCUAUACACUCGAAUAUAUUUGUACGUGUUUAGUUCCAAUCAUGCCGAUGUAUGUUCAACAUUGAGAAAUGACUCUCAAUAUUUAGUUUCAGGUAUCGAUCGAGUUACGCCAUUUACGAAAUUUUUACAAGUCAAAUGUGCUGAGGAUCCUGAAUAUACAGCAACAGUUGUUAUCACAAUGUAAGACUUAGUUUAAUCACAUUCUCCAAAACAGAAAAUACGUGACACAGAACUCAAAGAGUGAUCAGCUCAGUAUAGUAUAUAAAAUGUAAAUCCAAAUGUUUAAAUCUUUUCAACAUUUUGAAUUCGGUUUUGUUUAGCAUAUUUUGUGGACUGUUAGUUGGAAUAUGUUUGCUUGCAACUAUAAUGGAAAUAUUAAAAGCGUCGAAUAAUCCUGAUAAUAAAGUGGAAGUAGUUGAGAACAGUGGCCAUAUCUCUAUGGAUAAAGACGCCAAUGAAAAGACGCUAUUAUUACCAGAUGCCACCACGAAGGUGACAAAGGAUGAAGGUAUUAAUAUGUGUUCUAAUUUUUGGCUGAAAAUUUUGUUUCUCCGUUUCUUCUCUUAACAGAGUUUAUUAAAUCAUUUGACUUGCUAUAACAACAUGCAAGAUUUCCUAACUAGUAAAACACGAAAAAAUCGACAAUAGGCUAUACGACAUGCAUGUCUUCCUAUAGGUAAAAGAGGAACUAAUGCAUGUAUACAAAAAACUGGUAUUAUUAAUAAUUUAAAAAUGCAAUGUUCAGUACCGGUGGAGUUCAGAAAGUACAGUCUGUUUUGA
This is a messenger RNA of Paramuricea clavata, 4502 nucleotides long. The record is from the annotation of a GenBank genome assembly. Lineage: Eukaryota; Metazoa; Cnidaria; Anthozoa; Malacalcyonacea; Plexauridae.